Messenger RNA from Lottia gigantea (owl limpet), 159 nucleotides. RefSeq lists its product as hypothetical. The record is from RefSeq and is a predicted model, not a curated record. The annotation marks the transcript as partial. Lineage: Eukaryota; Metazoa; Mollusca; Gastropoda; Lottiidae. The transcript has a single exon. Gene Ontology annotation, cellular component: Golgi apparatus.
UAUGGUGACGUUUCUGCUAGAAAAAAUCUUCGUAAGAAAUUAGAAUGUAAAAGUUUCCGAUGGUAUUUAGAAAAUAUUUAUCCUGAAUCACAGAUGCCUUUAGAUUUCUAUUCUUUAGGAGAGGUUAGUUUUUAUUUUAUAUUUCAUAAACUACGGUAA